AUGGCCUCUUCACGAUCCCAGAAGUCCCUCCAGAUCCAAAUUCAAGAUGACUUGAAGUAUGAUAUCCGUAUCGAAAACGCUAAGCUUGAAAGCGGCAAAUUCUACAAUGAGGAUGAUCAAAACGAUAUCUUGACAUCGGAAGAUGUCGAUGACAUGGUUAUUCGGCAUAACGGUGGGAUCCGGUCUGUCUGCUCCAUGGACGGAUCUGAAGGAAGUAUCGAUCUUGUUGACGAUGUACGGGAUGCGAGGAUUUGCAAUUUAACCUGGAGAGCCUCCCCAGAGGGUGGAGAACGUAAUGAGAUCAAGAAACUCAACCAAGAUACGAGGUACAUGGUUGAUAUUGGGAGUUGGAAUGAAUCUGGGACUGUAGGAUCAGUUCUCGUUACCGUCAAGGACCAAGAUUGA
Molecule: messenger RNA, 405 nt
Organism: Penicillium mononematosum
Lineage: Eukaryota; Fungi; Ascomycota; Eurotiomycetes; Eurotiales; Aspergillaceae
Product: aegerolysin family protein
Exons: 2
Coding region: 1-405 (134 amino acids)
Biological process (GO): symbiont-mediated hemolysis of host erythrocyte
Source: RefSeq, a predicted model, not a curated record